AUGAGCUCAUAUACGCUUCAGACAGAUUUCAACCAGCUUUGGCAAUGGGAUAUCACAGGCCCAGAUUUUGACGAUUUUGACCAUGCAGAACAGAGAAUUCUUCAAGACUGGUCGAUUCCAUUCCGAAAAGAGGUUCCCCGGAAGAAGUCUACCGGUCUCAUGAACGCCUCGUGGAGGGACAAACGAGACACUGCAUCUACUUGUGACGAAUUCCUCCGCUGUCGCAGUACAUCUACUUUGCAGCACUACGAUCAGGUUUGGCUAUCGUGUCUAUCUGACGGCUGUUUUUCUUGGGUUGUGAACGUCUGCUCACACCACAAGUAUACAACACAAUGCUUGCCCUUGUCUAUUGCUGGCUUGCCAGUUCACAUCUGGUCUGACGAUCUCUUGAUCACCACAAAGCCUCCUUCCGAAUCCUCUUCCUGGCUGGAACAUAAGCUCAGGAUCGAUCCGCAUCAGCUCUAUGAUGAUGCCGAUAUCGGAGCUCUGCUUGACUCAUUCCCACGCGCCAUUGGCUUGCGCAUCAUGCUUUCUGGCUGCUGUGAGAUCCUUUACGCCACGAUGGCUGACACAUUGUGGGCAACUCUGGUGUCGCGCAACGCAAGCAAGGACUUGCUGAUACGAUUUGCCGGCGUGCGGCAUACUACUUUGAGAUGCCACGAUGCAAAAACAGCUAAGGGUACCGCCACAUUGUACAGCUCACCAGCGGAUUGCAAACACAAUUCAUUUGCCGAAGCCUGUCUCGGCUUCAAAAUCAGGCUCCAAGAAGAGCCUGGCUGUGAAUAUUGGAUAGCGUCUGGCUCGUCAUUUCGCAAUAAGGCAGAUAAGAUGCAGUCUAUCGCCGCCAACAUAUCCCAUAAAGGAUCUGGUUUCAAUGUAGACCUCGGCCACUUGCAUGGAUCCGUCAUGCAUGCUUCCCGUUGCUCGCAAGAUAUGGUCCUCAUCAAGCAAAAUCUUAACUCGGGCUCUCACAGAAUCGUUUCUUCCCUCACAGAGAGGAUGCCUCUGCAAGACCGCUUUGCAGACCCAGCUCGCGUUCUCAAGAGCCCUUUGACUUUCGUCACGCUUUCACAUGCUGCCUGUCAAUCAUUAUCUGACAAGACCGAUGCUAAUGCCGAGACUGUGCUGCCCACAUGCAAGGAGACUGUGCCCACAAAGCCGGAUCAGACACGAGUCUCUGAGCUAGCUGGCAAGAAUGUGCGCAGCAAGAUCAAGCGUUCCUUGCCAGACACACUCGUUGAAGGCGUCCAGUAUCUGAAAACUCAACAUGCCACGUCUCCGAAGUUCUCCCGCCAUUUGCUUUGGCGCAUCAGCUAUCUUGGUCAGUAUAUGUUCUGCGACAAUGUCUUAUCUAUUGCUGAUUCUCCAAGUAAGGAGAGUGAGGCAGUAGUCUUUCGAGAUUGUUCUGUCGAGUUCUCGUGCAAGCGUUGGCAAAGCACGAAAUGGGGUCAGAAACGGAAGGAGUACAUAAGCUAUAAAAAUCUGUGGAUUCUUCAAAGCGGUGCGAUUCUACCAGAUCAGAUUCAAUCUGCGAGCAUCAUCUGUCCUGCAACUCCCGGCUUCAAGGCGAACAAUGCAUCGGAGAACGGAGAACGAGCAGUCUGA
This is a messenger RNA of Protomyces lactucae-debilis, 1605 nucleotides long. RefSeq lists its product as uncharacterized. The record is from RefSeq and is a predicted model, not a curated record. The transcript has a single exon. Bases 1 to 1605 code for a protein of 534 amino acids. NCBI's taxonomy places the organism in Eukaryota, Fungi, Ascomycota, Taphrinomycetes, Taphrinales, Protomycetaceae.